AAUGGGCGGAGCUGGUAUCUGUUUCCGAAACAUGGAGGCGGUUGUGAGCGAUGUGGUAGCUCCAGAAGACCUUUUGAAAUUUGAGAAGAAGUACAACAAUGAGCUGGUGAAGGGAGCCGUCACCAAAGAAACAAAGUUUGAGUAUGCUUGGUGUCUGAUCAGGAGUAAAUACACAGAGGAUAUCAAGAAGGGGAUUGUGCUCUUGGAAGAACUUGUUCAGACGGCAUCAAAAGACGACUCCCGGGACUUCCUGUUCUACCUCGCAGUGGCCAACUACAGACUCAAAGAAUAUGAGAAAGCCCUGAAGUACAUUCGAACUCUUCUCAAGAACGAGCCGGGGAACAAGCAGGCUCAGGAGCUGGAGAAACUCAUCGUCAAGGCUUUGAAGAAAGAUGGCUUGGUGGGCAUGGCCAUCGUCGGGGGAAUCGGGCUGGGCGUGGCCGGUUUGGCGGGCCUCAUCGGCUUGGCUGUGUCAAAGGGAGCUGCUAAAUCCUAACCUGGACAUGGGGCGAGAUGUCUUCACUGCUGGGCUGCCUCACCGACUCUUCACCUGCAUAAAUACAAAAAUAAAGUGUGUGGAGAGAGCUUGAUGGCUGUAACAUUUUGAAGUAGAGUAUGCGCCAUAACAUAUAUUAAAGGGUUUGAAUAAUUCCAGUGAAUAACCAUUUUUUAACAGGGUUGAGAUUCACCAUACAUAUGACAUUACUAAGCUGUCUCUUCACCCACCAUAGCAUUGCACUUUCUCACUAUUUGUGUAAAUAAAUUAGGAUAGUCAAAUGCAGCUGAGUUUUAUGUGUUCUUUCUAUUUAGUUUGCAGCCUGAACGUCCCACGUUUAAAGAAUAUCUUUCUGAAAGUGCAGUUGUGGUUCUGUAACUGUCUGUUUAAUUAUUUUUUGACAAAUAAUUGGUAAAGAAAGUGUUGUUGGUGGAAGUGUAGCUUGUGAAACCAAAAGCAACAGCAACGAUUUGUUUGCUGCAGAGGUAGCGUGCCAUGAUGCUGGUAGAAGAGUGUAAAUGGAGCUGCUGCUGCUGAAGGCAACGAGAGGUUUGCAUUUAUUCUUGACAUGAUGAUUCUCCUUUUUUCUUUUUUUUUUUUUUUUUUUGUUCUGAAUACUACUUCAAGGGAGGCAACACACUUAAUAGAAAUUCAUGUUUUGCCAUUUAAAUUGCAUUUACCUGUCUUACAUUUAAUGCAUUGUGUUUGACAUCUUGUUAAAUAAAAAGAUUUUGAACUGAGAGAA
Messenger RNA from Anarrhichthys ocellatus (wolf-eel), 1241 nucleotides. It is a transcript of the gene fis1, whose product is annotated as fission, mitochondrial 1. Gene Ontology annotation, molecular function: protein binding. NCBI's taxonomy places the organism in Eukaryota, Metazoa, Chordata, Actinopteri, Perciformes, Anarhichadidae. Gene Ontology annotation, cellular component: mitochondrial outer membrane; peroxisomal membrane. Gene Ontology annotation, biological process: autophagy of mitochondrion; mitochondrial fission; mitochondrial fragmentation involved in apoptotic process. The record is from RefSeq and is a predicted model, not a curated record. The coding region runs from base 2 to 496 and encodes 164 amino acids. The transcript has 5 exons.